Molecule: messenger RNA, 6754 nt
Organism: Astyanax mexicanus (Mexican tetra)
Lineage: Eukaryota; Metazoa; Chordata; Actinopteri; Characiformes; Acestrorhamphidae
Gene: ptgir
Product: prostaglandin I2 receptor
Exons: 3
Coding region: 612-1727 (371 amino acids)
Biological process (GO): positive regulation of cytosolic calcium ion concentration; negative regulation of smooth muscle cell proliferation; adenylate cyclase-activating G protein-coupled receptor signaling pathway
Cellular component (GO): plasma membrane
Molecular function (GO): prostacyclin receptor activity; thromboxane receptor activity
Source: RefSeq, a predicted model, not a curated record
ACGAGUCCGCGCGUCACUCGAGCAGCAGCAGCAGAGCGCGUGGGCUGCUGCACCCGCAGAUUUCUCGUAAUCAACCGCGUGAGGGUUCUUACCUUCAGCCGGGGGAGAGAGAGAGAGAGAGAGAGAGAGAGAGAGAGAGAGAGAGAGGGGCAGACAGAAAGAGAAAGAGAGAGAGAGGCAGACAGAAAGAGAAAGAGAGAGAGAAAAGUUAGGAAGCUCCUGUCUGUCACUGAAUCUGGACUAAACCCAGCUGAGGAGACGAAGUGUCUGUCUGUCUGAGGAGGAAGAGAGGACUGGAGUGAAUUACUCCACAGUGAACCUCCUUCACCAUCUUUACCUGCUUCAGCCGCUGUUUCUCUGAGUUUAGUAGCUGCAGUGUUGUUGUUGAGGAGGAGUAUCUACAGGGGGGUCUGUUGUCCUGAGCGCCUGGGAGACGCGGCUGGUCGGUAACCGGUCUAAUGCUGCUGCUGCUGCUGCUGCUGGAGAUGGAAUUUCCUCAGACAGUGUUUCUGCUGAUUCAACAAAGAUACACAAGGCAGUUUUAACACACUGGUCUACACAGCCUUUGCCCUGUCCCUGCUGCUGGGAUCAGGGGGAAGGACAACCUAAAAAUGCUCCAUAACAACACCUGUGAGAAUAUCACUCAAAUCUCUGUAGACAAGAACCCAAUGAACCUGGUGGUGAGUGCCAUUAUGUUUCUGAGUGCGGUGGUGGGCAAUCUAAUGGCUCUGGCCAUCCUUGUUGUUCGGCAAAAAGAACGCAGAGCGAAAUCCUCUGUCUUCUGCAUCCUGGUGACGGGACUGGCUCUGACGGACCUGGCAGGUACGUGCUUGCUCAGCCCGCCGGUAUUCGUCUGCUACGCCCACAACACCUCUCUGGUGGGUCUGACGGGAGGAGACACGUGGCUGUGUGGACUUUUUGCCUUCGCCAUGACCUUCUUCGGCCUGGCCUCUAUGUUGAUACUGUGCACCAUGGCUGUGGAGCGAUGCCUGGCCAUCAGCCACCCGUACUUCUACUCUAAGCACGUGCGCCGCAGCUUCGCCAAGGCCGUGCUCGUCCUCAUAUACCUCUUCACCUGCGCCUUCUGCCUGCUGCCCUUCUUCGGCUUUGGACGGCACAAGCAGUACUGCCCCGGCACGUGGUGCUUCAUCAAGAUGGAAGCAGAGGGUGAGAGCAGGGAAGAGGAGCUCCGGACGCUGUCCUUCUCGCUGUCGUACGCCUUGCUCAUGGCUUUGCUCAUCGCCAUUGUCUUCAUGUGCAACGGCUCCGUCAUCGUCAGCCUGUGCCGCAUGCAUCGCAGCCACAUGACACGCCGAGGUUCGGUGAUCUCUGCUGGACGGAAGAGAAGGCUGAGCACCUGGUUCGGUCAGGGUGAGGAGGAGAUGGAUCAUCUGGUGUUGCUGGCCUGCAUGACCGUCAUCUUCGUUAUCUGCUCUCUGCCGCUCACUAUAUUUGGCUUUGUCAAUGCGAUCAGUCCAGUGGGAAACGACCAGCAGAAUCUCCUGGCCUUUCGAUUCUCCGCUUUCAACCCUGUAGUGGAUCCUUGGAUCUUUAUCAUCUUCCGCAAGUCCGUCUUCCAUAACGUUCGUGCAUUCUUCCGCUGCCGCUUCGGGAAGGCGGCGGUAAAGGCCACGCCCCACAGCGCCCUGUCAUUUCCCCUGCAGAGCGGAGUUCCUAUAGACCCCUCAGCUCUUCAGAGCAAGAUAUACUGCAGCUUUCCCCAGUAAGGACCGCUGAUGUGGAGUAGAAACUAUCCUUUAUUCGGGGAAUACUAUUCUGAUGCACUAAGGAAGCACGAAAAGCUGAGGAACAUUGAAGUCCAGGAGCUACAGGGUGUGAAAGGGAUACACAGGGCUGUACAGUACCACAGACUAUAUACUGUACAAAGGAACGAAUGUAAAUGAGUGUACAUAUUAUAAUAAGUUUUGUCAAAAUGUGUGAAUAUUUGUACACACCUUAGCAUGUAAAUCAUGCUGACGGCACUGACGACAAAGUGAAGCAUAGAAUUCGUCUGAUUCCAAUGUGCUUUUCCACAUCAUUUCUACAUAAAUAUACAGCUCUGGAUAAAAUGAAGAGACCACUUCAGUUUCUGAAUCAGUUUAUCUGAUUUUGCUAUUUAUAGGUUUAUGUUUGAGUAAAAUGAACAUUGUUGUUUUAUUCUAUAAACUAUGGACAACAUUUCACCCAAAUUCCAAAUAAAAAUAUUGUCAUUUUAGAGCAUUUAUUUGCAGAAAAUGAGAGAUGGCUAAAAUAACAAAAAAUAUGCAGAUUUAAAGAGUUCAGAAAUCAAUAUUUGGUGGAAUAACCCUGGUUUUCACUCACAGUUUUCAUGCAUCUUGGCAUGUUCUCCUCCACCAGUCUUACACACUGCUUUUGAAUAACUUUAUGCCACUCCUGGUUAAAAAAUUCAAGCGGUUCAGCUUGGUUUGAGGACUUGUGAUCACUCAUCUUCCUCUUGAUUAUAUUCCAGAGGUUUUCAAUUUGGUAAAAUCAAAGAAAUUUUAAGUGGUCUAAUUUUUUUCCAGAGUUGUAUAUUAAUAAAUAUUUUACAUCAACACAACAACCAAAACUGUGUAAGGACUAAAGAAUUAAUAUUUGAUUCAUGAGGCAGUUACGAGUCAAAUUUAGCCAGAUAUAUUAAUCUUGUUUGCAGUGUGAGCACUGAACAUUACGUCAAAGCUUUAAAACAGAACUAUUAGUGUUUACACUGUAAAAUAAACUAUGGUCUGUUGUCCACAGCUCACAUAUUGUAGGACUGUUUCAACAGCAUGUGGAAAGCAGGUGAUGUAUAGUCAGUACCUGACAGAAUGCACUCUAAAGAUCAAGAUCAAAGACUGAUCGCCAUUGUUAAUAGUUAUACUAUAUUGUACAGUAUAUUUAAUAUUAUAAUUAAUCAAGAAAUGUCCAUUUACAAUAUUACUAGACCUUUAAUACAAGGAAAAUGGAAACAAAAGAUGCUAAUCCUGCAGGUCACAUUAAGUGAAAUUAUUAUUUAAACUUAAUAGGUUUUCACAUUCUCUUUUAGAGCAGUGACGCACUACUCAGCCCGCUCUUGCCAAACACAAGGACUGAUGACGACUUUGUUAUUUUUUAAUAAAUUGUGUUCAAGUGGUUCUGUACACUUCUCCACCUUCACUGCAAAGGCAAGUCCUAUUGCCAUCUCUUUGAUCUCGUUUACACCUGGUCACUUCAUGUGAUUAGGAAAUGGAUUAUUAUCAUUAUAGCCACAUACAUUUACAUCAAAUAUGAUGUUUUUUGUUGUUGGUGAAGAAAGCAAACACCUAGACUGGGAAUUCAUUUAUUUACUGUAACAGUAGAUCAAACUAACAUUCUACAAAGCAAUUAAUAUGAAUUAUACCACAAUUAGUUCUGACCCUGCAAUGUGAUUGGCUGAGAGGCAUUCUAUGAGUGCCAUUAUAAGCCGGUAAUGCACUGUAACUGAAGCUCUACAUGUAUUACUCCACCACAUACAGGUAGCCUAGCAAUGGUGCAGCGCUUACAAGCCAAACAGCGCAGCUACAAACAGAGCAGCAAUGGAACUCACGGAGAGUUUAUAACCGAACAGAUCAUAUUUUCUUGUCCUCUUUAUCUCAAAAUCUUUCAGUAAACAGUGAUAAUGGAACUGUGGUAUAAUCGUAAUAAUACACUCGAGGUUUGUGCUAUAUUGUGUAAUAUAACACUUUAUAGUACUCCCUCUCAGGUUUUAAUGCAUAUAAGUAUAGAGAGAUGCAGCCCAUGGAGACGUAGCUGAUGAAGACAUAGUAAAAACAGUACAUUUCUGUAGUCCGCUCACUAUAGCCAAAUAUACACAAUGUAACAUGAACCUCAGUGCAGACCCUGGUCCGGAUUUCCGAUGUGAAAACACCUUUAAACAUGUCUAAGAUCAGCUUCUGAAGUGGUUUGAGUGAUAAGGUUUGUAUCUGAUACUCAAGACGCAUGAAGUGAUGAGGUGUAAAUAGAGUCUUUAUCAUGCUGUAUCAGUCCAUUUCCAGAAUUUACGUAUCUGUAUCUGAUGAACUUAGUCAUUUUUAGACUACCAGUAAUGCUUGGAUUCCGUGACCAUCACACAUGCAUUUAUUAAGUAGUAUUUUACUGGGAUGCACAUGAUGAUAUUUAUUGUUAUUAAAAGUCCUUUCAGCAUGACUGAUAAACAGCUCCUUCAUUAAGUUCAGAAGAUUCUACCUACCAUUCUCCCUAUUACAGUCAGUGUAUAGCCUCCCUAUUACAUGUUUCAUCAAAAUGAUUUUGAAGGUACAAUUGCUACAUACAGUUAUACUGAUUUAUACUGAACUAAAUUUGCACUUUUUCUGGCUGUGAUGUAGACUUCAAUGUAUUUCCCAAUAAUAAUAUUAAUAAUAAUAAUAUUAAUAAAGGCUUUAGAGCUUUUCCAAUUGUAUGAGGUCUCAAGAAUGUAAAAAGCUGGCUUAACUUUACUCACAUUUCAGAUUUCUGACUUUUAAGGGUCACAUUUAACCCUUUCCAAUGAUAUUACUGGUAAAUAACUGAUCAGCCAUUACAUUAGCACUUUUAAUAGGUUAACCAUUAAUAAUUUAAAAACAAUUAUUAAAAAUACUUGUCUCAUAAUUUAAGAGGCUUUUAUUGUCAAACAUCAGGCAGGUCUUAUUAUUUUUUUUUUUUAUGCAGCUGGUUUGCCAGUACCUACUAUAAGAGGUUCAAGAAAAGACAACUAGAUUAUAAGUAACUGGGUUAUGGGCACCCAAGGCUCAUUGAUGCGAUGCAUGAAGGCCUGACCUUACACUUAACUUUUUAUAGGACUUUUUAUAGGAUCAUCUGCUAAUGUCUUGGUAUCGGAUACCACACCAGAACACCACAGCAUAAUUAGAUGUGUUGUGGCAGCAACAACCCUGAAAAAAAAAAAUCCAGCACAAGACCAUCUGGUCAACCAGGAAGAAUACUCUACGCUAGUCAAGAGCUAGUUAACAAGCUAGCCUACUAGGGCCGCAACUAAUGAUUAUUUUGGUAGUUGACUAAUCUGAUGAUUAUUUUUCCGAUUAGUCGAUUAGUCAACGAUUAUUUCUGCCAUGACCUCCAUCUCUAAAAACAAUAGGAAAACAGCUAAACAUGAGAUUUAAAAGUCAAGAUGUUGUUUAAACGUGGAAAACAAAUAUGUAAUCUGUUGUGUUUGGGCACUUUUGGAGACAGACUAAGUUGAGUGUAAACUGUGUGAGUGAGACACUUACUUAUCUCCCAUUGCGCUUCUGUCUCCAGCACUUUGUUUAAUGCGGUACUGUUACAAAUGAACGAUUAGUUGGCAAUCAAAUUUGUAGUCGACAAUUUUAAAGAAUUGGCAUUGUCGAUUAUAUCGACUUAUCGUUGCAGCCCUAUAGCCUACCAGCAUAGUUUUUUUUUUUUUCUGGAUGACCAGCCGGUCUUGAGCUGGGUUUUUUUUUAGCAGGGAAGGAGUCCAUUUGGUACUAAUGUUUUGGCUGAUUGAUGUAUCUGGUUAAAAGAUAAAAGUUAAUACAGUAUUGACCAGGGUCUGAAUAUAUUUGAAGCUUUACAAGAGGGCAGCCAUCCAUCAGCCCUCAGAAGCCAAGAUGUAUAAUAACACCUCACUUUAAUAAAGGGACUGAAUCGAUCUGCAUCUUAGUUUCACACUCUGUACAACAAUCGUGUCAUUUCAAACUUUUAAAAAAUGCUGCUAUUGAACUACAGUGUUUUUUUUUUCUGUUGUAUGUGAUUUUGAUUAGCAUUUCUUCCGUGGAAAUACAUGGUUAAAGCAUAAAAAUUCUUUAAAAAAAAGUCUGGCAACCCAGACAAACAAGCGUGCACUUUCCGUUACCCUAUCAGUUGGUCCGUGUGGUUCAAUGUUUGUAUGUAUAAUGUGACAAAGAAGAAAGACGAUAUUGUGCAACAUGUGGUAUCAAUCCUGUUUAUUGUUCAGCAGCUCUUCCCAAUCAUUUCUGUGGUGUUUCUAAAGAAACGUCAGCCAUGGUUCUAACCUUUGCUUUUCAGCUCAUGGGAUAUUUCCAAUUCAGAUUCCAGCUAUACCAAAAAAAAAAAAAAAACAAGCCCACAGUAAACUUUCCACAUGGCUGCUUUCUAAACUGUCCUGCAAGCGUGUAAAACAAAUGUCUAAUUGGAUUCACAGAUAGCAGGACCUUAACCGUCCAUAUAUGGUCGGUCGUAUUGGAAUGUGCUCGCUAUCACUGUGGACGGAUGCUUGUGUAUAUACUGUUCUUGAAGAAGCGGUAGGCACUGAUAUCGACAGCGGAGAGAGUUUACAGACGGCCACCAUUCCUUUUUUUAAAACAAACAGAAAGGUUAGUGCGCUUUACAGUGAAGUCUACAUGUGUAAUACUUAAAUGUACAGUACAGUGUUACACAACACAUAACAAUCAAUCCUUCACUAACAUUUAUGCCAAAUAUUGGACUCAGUAUCUACAACAUCUCUUGUUUGAUUGUGACUCACUCUGUCUUCCCCACUGUAGAUGUAAAUGUAUCUGCUAGAAGAAGAAUAUAUAAGAACGAGAUGAGUUGGUGAGAGAAAUGUUCGCUGGGGUUCGAUGUGGUAACUCUGUGUUUGUGUGCCUGUAUGUGUGAACAUGGUUUAAGUGUGGUUUGGGUGCAGUGGCGUAUAAAGCUGUUCUCAUGCUGAUCUGCACUUGGCUUGGUUCGUGUAUAUAUUGGAGUUUUUCAUGCAGUGUUGAAAGAGAGAGAGAGAGAGAGAGAGAUUCUGUUUGCCUGUUUACAGAGAGCUGUAUAGAUAUCUAAAUAAACGUUCUUAAAAACA